Molecule: messenger RNA, 477 nt
Organism: Nannospalax galili (Upper Galilee mountains blind mole rat)
Lineage: Eukaryota; Metazoa; Chordata; Mammalia; Rodentia; Spalacidae
Gene: Tex48
Product: testis expressed 48
Exons: 4
Coding region: 1-339 (112 amino acids)
Source: RefSeq, a predicted model, not a curated record
AUGGCACCCCGCCAAAACCUGGCCUUGAAGAUCUUCUGUUUAUGCUGCCAGGACUGUGAGGAGCCGGUCACUGAGGUCUCCAAGGUUCCCAAUCAAAACCAGACAAGCAAGCCACCAACCCACAAUUCAAAACGUCAGAAAGAUGAGUUGGGCGGACCAAAUCUCCAGCGUACUACUGCACAGUCCUUCGUCGGUCAAGAAAAGAAAGACUCCUCCAGCAGCAGUGAUUUUGAGGAGCUGACUGAAUACAAUAUACAAACAGGGUAUUGCAAAAAGAAUCUAAACCGCUACUGCCAGGAGCACUGGUCCUUCCAACCGUGUCUCAUCGGGAGACCCUGAGGUUUCUAGAGGCAGCACCACACAGGCUCUGAGCUGCAUGGCUGCUGGAGGGUCUCCACGAGGAGGAAGAAGGUGGUGGGCAGGAGUCAUGAAGACUGAUUCAGAAACUCCCCUGAAGGAAGAGAAGAGGUCUGAGCC